Molecule: messenger RNA, 843 nt
Organism: Ipomoea triloba (trilobed morning glory)
Lineage: Eukaryota; Viridiplantae; Streptophyta; Magnoliopsida; Solanales; Convolvulaceae
Product: vesicle transport v-SNARE 13-like
Exons: 5
Coding region: 97-684 (195 amino acids)
Biological process (GO): vesicle-mediated transport; intracellular protein transport; vesicle fusion
Cellular component (GO): Golgi apparatus; ER to Golgi transport vesicle membrane; SNARE complex
Molecular function (GO): SNAP receptor activity; SNARE binding
Source: RefSeq, a predicted model, not a curated record
UGAUGCUGAUUAUUGCUUAUAAUUAUAUUAUGUGAUUGAAACAUUGAUUUUCUGGCGUGUAAUAAGAUUUGAAGGUCGGUUAGAGUGUGGCGCAAGAUGAGUGAAGCAUUUGAAAGAUACGAGCGGCUAUACUGCGAAGUUUGUGAGAAUUUGUGGAAGAAGUGCGCCUCCGCUAAUGUACUCGAUGGAGAGCAAAGGAAGCAGAAAUUAUGUCAAGUAAAAGCUGGAAUGGACAAUGCAGAAACCUUGAUCAAGGAAAUGGAUGCUGAGGCACGAAGUUUGCAGCCAAAUGUGAAAGCUGUUCUUCUCGCAAAGCUUAGAGAGUAUAAAUCAGAUUUAGAUAAUUUAAAGACUGAAGUAACUAAACAAACCUCAAACUCAAAUCAAGUUGACACAUUACCGGCACUAGCAGAAACACAUGAUCAGACUAGUCAUGAGAUUAGGGAAACCAUUCUAGACACAGAAGAGCUUGAUGUUCCAAUUCUUCAAGAUCUGGAAUCCCAGCCGCAGCAGCCAUUCUUGCAUGCUCAUGCUCAUAAAACGUUACAUGAUGUCGACGACAACAAAGAGAGAAGGAUAUCACGGUGGAUGAGCAGAAACAAGAAGUGGAUUAUUAGUGCAGCAAUAGUUGCGGCUCUUAUUGUUGCUAUUCUCUUGAUUUUGUACUUCAUACUUCCAAAUUAGUCCCCAAACAUAAGCUGCUUUAUCAUGGCUGUAGUAUGUAGUUUAGUGUUCCGUUUCAUUGACUGUGUUUCUCUUCAAUGCCACGCACUUGAGUACUUCUCGGCUGAGUUGUAUCUGGUUCUAUGAAGCUAGCAGCUUGAAAGGAAAGGAAAUGAAAAA